Molecule: messenger RNA, 1475 nt
Organism: Mytilinidion resinicola
Lineage: Eukaryota; Fungi; Ascomycota; Dothideomycetes; Mytilinidiales; Mytilinidiaceae
Product: TPR-like protein
Exons: 2
Coding region: 94-1068 (324 amino acids)
Biological process (GO): protein folding in endoplasmic reticulum
Cellular component (GO): EMC complex
Molecular function (GO): protein binding
Source: RefSeq, a predicted model, not a curated record
CUCGACAAGCAACGUUGCAUAGCUCCACGUACUUCCAAUUCGCCCAUACCGACCCUUCAUAAUACCGAUACCUCCAUUUCAUCAACAAACACUAUGUCCGCAACUCUCCUAGACCCCCCGCCGCACCUCUCCCCGCCGACCGCGCUCCGUCUCUCCCAACAAGCUCCUCUCGUUCUCGCGUCCUCCCCCGCCAGCUCGCUACCCUGGCCCAUCUCGCUCCUCACGUCCUCUGAGACACCAGAAACUUGGUCGGUCCACGAGAAUCUGCUCCUCGCAUGCCUACGAACUGGCGACGACAGGUCCGCACGGCAGGUGCUGGACCGCAUGGUCGCGCGAUUCGGGGACGAGAACGGGCGCGUAAUGGCCCUGCGGGGAAUGUAUGAGGAGGCAGUCGCAAAGGACAAGGGUGCAUUGGAAAAGGUGUUGAAAGAGUACGAGACUACCAUCCAAGCGGACCCGACGAAUAUGCCCAUCCGCAAACGCCACAUCGCCCUCCUCCGCUCUCUCGGCCGCCCCACAGAUGCCAUCGCAGCACUGACCUACCUCGUCGACUCAUCCCCGACCGAUGCUGAAGCCUGGGCCGAACUCGCAGACCUCUACGCCUCCCAAAACCUUCUCUCCCAAGCAAUAUACUCUCUCGAGGAAGUACUCCUAAUAACGCCGAACGCAUGGAACAUUCACGCGCGCAUAGGGGAGCUACUGUAUCUCUCUGCUAUCUCAAACGGAGAGGGAGGAGGGUCAUACAAGGGAUUUGCGGAAGCAAUGCGCCGAUUUUGCAGGAGCGUGGAGCUGAACGACGGGUACUUGAGGGGGUUCUAUGGAUUGAAACUUGCCACCAGCCGCCUCCUUAGUCUCCAAGCACCCAAGCGCAAUGACGUAUCCGCCGAAGACCUUCCACUACCCCCGGUAACCACCAUUGAGAAGCUGAACGAGCUCGCGACGUCUAAGCUAGCAGAGAUAGUGCGGCGGGGAUCGGCGAAGGAAGCGGGUUGGGGUGGAUAUGAAGAGGCGGAACUCAUUGCGGCGCGCGAGCUCUUAGAUCGAGAUGGUGCGAAGGUAGUGCGGUGAGUAUGCAAUGAAGGAGUCUGAGGUAAGCUUCACGGUAUUGUACAUGCGGAGUUCUCUUGCAUAUCACUGGGUCUGACUUAAAGGGUCUUGGCCUUUACAUCACGAUAGAUUAAUGCCCAUUAGGCUGGGGUGCCUCAAAUGGCUAAACACUGCCCCAGCCGCGUUGUAGAUCUUGUUCAAUCUGUGGUGGGCGUUGAUUCCGUUAAGCUGAUUUCGUGGUGAAAGAUUAGGUGCUGUUUCACAGGGUCUAUACCUUUACAUCGACAAUCCAACAAUGUUCAAUAGGCGGGGAGUGUCUCGCAAGGCUAAACACUACCCCAGCCGCGUUAUUAGUCUUGCUCAAUCUGGAGUGGGAAGGGAUCUAACAGGCCUGAUCGUGUCGUGAAACGAAUGGUCCAAUUUACAGC